Molecule: messenger RNA, 1765 nt
Organism: Cucurbita pepo subsp. pepo (vegetable marrow)
Lineage: Eukaryota; Viridiplantae; Streptophyta; Magnoliopsida; Cucurbitales; Cucurbitaceae
Source: RefSeq, a predicted model, not a curated record
UUCUCUCUCAUCCUUCUCAUGUUCCAUUUUAUUUAUUCUCUCUUCCUUCUCGACUCCGGACAUGUCUUUGUCACUUUCCCGGGAAGCUUUUGAAUCCUCUGAUCGGCGUCCAUGGCGUGGGCGUUCAGUUUCGGCGCCCAGAUGUUACUGGUUUUUUCUGUUUUCUUUCUCUCCGGCGGGCUGAGAAGUGGUGAUGCAUCUUCGUUUAAGUUCAGUAUUCACCAUCGAUUUUCGGAUGCGGUUAAGGGGAUUAUCGACUCUGAAGGCUUGCCGGAGAAACAUUCUCCUGAAUAUUAUGCGACUUUGGUCCACCGUGAUCGGUUAGUACAUGGCCGGCGAUUGGCCGCUAGUAAUGGUAGUAAGGAGCUGACGUUCGCUGGUGGUAACGCUACCUACUUAAUGGUCAAUGCUGGAUUUUUGUUGUACGCCAAUAUUUCGAUCGGAACGCCUGCGCUAGAUUUCUUUGUGGCGUUGGACACCGGAAGCAAUUUGUUCUGGUUACCGUGUGAAUGCCGCAGUUGUCCUACUUCAACGCCUAGUGGGAAGGUUCCGUUCAAUCAUUAUAGUCCAAAUGCUUCAAAAACGAGCUCAACUGUUCCCUGCAGCAACGCAUUGUGCGAGCUUUCAAACAAAUGCACUUCAAACCAAAAUACUUGUCCUUAUAAAGUUAAAUACGGGGCUGGCAAUGAAUCGUCGACUGGGUACUUGGUAGAGGACGUAGUGUCCUUGAUCACUGAUGAUUCACAACUUAAACCCGUUAAGGCGAAGAUUACUUUUGGGUGCGGUAAGGUCCAGACUGGUAGAUUUGCAAGACAUGCAGCUCCCAAUGGUCUUAUUGGGCUUGGCAUGGAAAGGAUAUCAGUUCCAAGUUUCUUAGCUAACCAAGGUCUUAUCUCUGAUUCAUUCUCCAUGUGUUUCGGACAUGAUGAACUUGGGAGAAUCGAUUUUGGGGACACAGGCACACCAGACCAAAAAGAAACACCCAUCAAUUCAAAUCCCAGCUUUCCACACUAUAAUGUCACCAUCACUCAGAUAAUUGUGGGAGAAAAAACCAACGAUGUUCAAUUUACUGCAAUUUUCGACGGUGGUGCCUCGUUUACACACCUAGCUGAACCAGUUUACUCUCUUAUUUCCGAGCAAAUAGAUUCAGGGAUCCAGUUAAAGCGCUUUUCAUUUGGUCCGGAUUUCGCAUUUGAGUACUGCUACGAAUCUCCGUCUUUAUAUGCAGAAACCAUCGAUUGUCCGGUGGUUAAUUUUACGAUGAAGGGUGGAGAUGAUUUUAUCCCUCUGGGUCAGUUCCUUACCCUUUCGAUUGAUGAUGCAGAUACUAGACGUGCUUUUUGUCUAACGAUUGUCAAAAGCACUAGUAUUAAUAUAAUUGGAAUGGACUUCAUGGCUGGUUAUCGUAUUGUCUUCAAUCGUGAAAAGAUGGUGUUGGGCUGGAGUCCUUCAGACUGUUACGACAAUGGCGCUGGCACUCCCUACGGCUAUACCACUCCAUUUGACUCCCCUCCGACCGACAAAUCUCCACCGUCCGAUGAUUCUCCUCCGGCGCCUGUUACCCCAGGAGGAAGCACCGGCUUGCCGAAUAUUGAGGUGGGUGUUGCAACGCGGUUGAACCCACUGACCUCCGUCUUCGUCGCCGUUCUUGCAAUCUUGGCUGUUGUUGGACUAUCAUAAUUAUUCUUUGGUUUUCAUGGUUUAGUUCUGAUUUAUUUUGUGUAUUUUUUCUCUCUUAAAAUUAUAAUUUAAAAUGGACUAUGUA